Rhea pennata is the source of this 1908-nucleotide messenger RNA. RefSeq names its product alpha-fetoprotein-like. The coding region runs from base 16 to 1908 and encodes 630 amino acids. Gene Ontology annotation, biological process: transport. The record is from RefSeq and is a predicted model, not a curated record. The transcript is spliced from 15 exons. Gene Ontology annotation, cellular component: blood microparticle; cytoplasm. Lineage: Eukaryota; Metazoa; Chordata; Aves; Rheiformes; Rheidae.
UUCACCUUUGAACAAAUGAUAAACCAAGCCCAGCUCAGGACACUGCCAAAAUCUGACAUUAUGAAUUGGAAAACAAUCAUUUAUUUUAUUUUGUUAUUAAGCUUUACUGUAGCCAAAGCCGUGCCCAGAAGUUAUCGGGAUGUAGAGGCAAAACCCACCAUUGGCCAACACUUUUCCCAGCUGCAGGAGAGUAAUUUUAAAGCCAUUGCCAUGAUCAUGUUUGCCCAGUACGUGCAGGAAAGUACUUUCGGCAAAAUAGUUAAAAUGGCUGAAGAUGUCACUGACCUUGCCAAAAGGUGUGCUGCUGCAGGCAAAGACAACCAGGAUUGCCUGAAGCCCUUGGACAGAAUUUUCUUUGAUACAAUAUGCCAAGAGGAAAGUCUUCCCAGGUUUGCUGACUGCUGUGCUAAAAAAGGCUCUGAAAGAAAUGACUGCUUCCUCUCUCAUAAAAACUCAACAAAAGGAUUCAUUUCUCCUUUUGAAAGACCAAAUGCUGAAGCUGCCUGCAAAAAUUAUUCACGGCACCAACAUUCAUUAACAGGAUAUUUUAUCUAUGAGGUUUCCCGAAGGCAUCCUUUCCUCUAUGCCCCAACAAUCCUUUCUGUGGCUAUUCAUUAUGAUGAGAUGAUGAGAAAUUGCUGCAGAAGCACCGAUGACCCCACUCAUAACCUGGACAAAUGCUUCCAGAGACAGGCACCAGAGGUGAUAAAGCCAAUAAAAGAAGACGGCCUGAAGCAGGAACACACAUGUGGAAUCUUAAAGAAAUUUGGAGAAAGGACUGUAAAGGCUCUGAAACUUGCUCAGAUAAGUCAAAAAUUCCCUAAGGCUGAUUUUGUUAUCAUUAGCAAGCUUGUAGUGGAUAUUGUCAACACACAUAAGGACUGCUGUCGUGGAGACAUGCUGGAUUGUAUGCAUGAUAAGGAACAGAUUCUAACCUAUGUCUGCACCAACCAAGACAGCCUAUCAAGCAAAAUUAAACACUGCUGUGAAAAGCCAUUGUUAGAAAGAAGUGAAUGUAUAAUUAAUGCAGAAAAUGAUGACAAACCUGCAGAUUUGUCCCCCCACAUCAGAGAGUUUAUAGAAGACAAAGGAGUAUGUGAACGUUUUGCUCAGGAAAAAGAUACCCACUUAGCCAGGUUUCUCUACGAAUAUUCCAGAAGACACCCUGAGUUUUCUGCUCAAAUGCUUUUGAGGAUUGGUAAAGGAUAUGAGGACUUACUGGAGAAGUGCUGCAAAACCAGUUCUCCAGAUGACUGCUGCAGGAGAGGGGAAGAAGAACUGAAGAAACACAUUCAUGAAACAGAAAGCGUGAUGAAGACAAGUUGUGACAUCUACAAGGAGAAAGGAGAUUGCUAUUUCCAAAACGAACUUCUCGUGAGCUUCACCAAGAAGAUGCCUCAGCUAACAUCUGCAGAGCUGAUAAAAUUCACCAAGCAGAUGACUAAAAUCGGCUCCAAAUGCUGCCAAUUAAGCCAAGACAAGCUACUGCCUUGUGCUGAGGAAAACCUGGAUCUUGUGCUCGGAGAAAUAUGUAGAAGACACCUGGACAAUCCUAUAAACCCAAGCGUUUGCCACUGCUGUAGUAGUUCCUAUGCUCUUAGGCGACCGUGCAUAGGGAAACUAGAAAUUGAUGAGAAUUACGUGCCCUUACCACUGACUCCCGGUCUAUUCACUUUCCACGAAGACUUGUGUACAACUGAAGAGGAACAGUUACAGCAUAAGAAGCAGGAAAUGCUCAUCAACCUCAUCAAAUACAAGCCCUACAUCACACAGGAGCAGCUGACCUCCGUCACUGCAGCUUUCACUGCCAUGAGAGAGCAAUGCUGCAAAGAAGAAAACCACGAGGCGUGUUUUAUGAGAGAGGGACCAGAACUUAUAAAAAGAAGUGAAAAAAUGCUGUCAGCAUGA